AUGGCGGAAGGAAUGUUUUACAAUGUCACCGGUGGCUAUGUCGAAGGCAUUGUCAGAGGCUAUCGCAAUCAGCUCCUCACCAGCCAGAACUAUGGCAAUUUGACCCAGUGCGAGACUAUCGAUGAUGUCAAACUCCAGCUCGGUCCCGCCUACGGCGAUUUCCUCGCCAGUCUCGCCCCCAAUCCUUCCACCUCCGCCCUCGCCGACAAAACCAUGGACAAGCUGGUAGCGGAAUUCCGCUACCUCCAAGCCAACGCGGUGGGAAGUCUGGCGAAGUUCAUGGACUACCUGACCUACGCCUACAUGAUUGACAACGUCGCGCUCCUCAUCACCGGCACACUACACGAAAGAGACACAAGGGAGCUGCUGGAGCGAUGCCAUCCCCUAGGCUGGUUCGAGACGAUGCCCGUGCUAUGCGUGGCGACCAACAUCGAAGAACUCUACAACUCCGUCCUCAUCGAAACCCCACUCGCCCCCUACUUCAAAGGCAGCAUCUCCCACCAUGACCUCGACGAGCUCAACAUCGAAAUCAUCCGCAACACCCUCUACAAAAACUACCUCGAAGACUUUUACAAAUUCGUGAAUGAAGAGCCAGGCAUCGCGGGCACUCCCACCGCCACGGUCAUGCGGGAGGUCCUCGAGUUUGAGGCGGAUCGGAGAAGCAUCAACAUCACCCUCAACUCGUUUGGCACGGAUCUCAGCAAGGCGGAUCGGAAGAAGUUGUACCCCAACUUCGGCAGAUUGCAUCCCGAAGGCACUCUCAUGCUUUCCCGCGCAGACGAUCCGGAAGGCGUGCGAAUAGCAGUGGACGGUGUGCAUGACUAUCGCACAAUGAUGGAUCAGACGGGUAUGGGCGGUGGAGGAGGAGGCGGAGUGGGCAAUCAGUCUGGCGGGAUCGGUGAUGAGGGAAAGAGCUUGGAGGACUUGUUCUAUCAAAAAGAGAUGGAGAUUUCGAAGUUGGCCUUUACAUAUCAGUUCACCCAUGCGGUGGUGUAUGCGUGGGUGAAAUUGAAGGAGCAGGAGAUCCGCAACAUCACAUGGAUUGCCGAGUGCAUUGCUCAGCAACAAAAGGAUAGAAUUGGUAAUUACAUUAGUGUGUUUUGA
Messenger RNA from Neohortaea acidophila, 1104 nucleotides. RefSeq names its product V0 complex, c/d subunit of ATPase. NCBI's taxonomy places the organism in Eukaryota, Fungi, Ascomycota, Dothideomycetes, Mycosphaerellales, Teratosphaeriaceae. Gene Ontology annotation, molecular function: proton-transporting ATPase activity, rotational mechanism. The record is from RefSeq and is a predicted model, not a curated record. Bases 1 to 1104 code for a protein of 367 amino acids. The transcript has 4 exons. Gene Ontology annotation, cellular component: fungal-type vacuole membrane; proton-transporting V-type ATPase, V0 domain; vacuolar proton-transporting V-type ATPase complex. Gene Ontology annotation, biological process: vacuolar acidification; vacuolar transport; proton transmembrane transport.